Messenger RNA from Magnusiomyces paraingens, 3033 nucleotides. RefSeq lists its product as uncharacterized. Gene Ontology annotation, molecular function: glucan endo-1,3-beta-D-glucosidase activity; endo-1,3(4)-beta-glucanase activity. NCBI's taxonomy places the organism in Eukaryota, Fungi, Ascomycota, Dipodascomycetes, Dipodascales, Dipodascaceae. The record is from RefSeq and is a predicted model, not a curated record. Gene Ontology annotation, cellular component: cell surface. The transcript has 2 exons. Bases 1 to 3033 code for a protein of 1010 amino acids.
AUGCAUUUCAGUUUAAAAACGUUGGCUACGCUGGCCGUAGCUUCCGCCCCUUUCUUUUCAAAUGUUGUCAACGCUGCAGUCGUUUAUGUUACACCCCAAGCUGUCGUCGAGUAUGUCAGUGAAGAGUCUCCAGCAGAAUACUAUGUUACUGUCACUGCUCCUGUUGUAUAUCAAGUCGUCCAGAAAACUGUCCAAGAAACAGAAAUCAUUUACACAGCAAAAACAGUUCGCGUUACUGCUCCGCAAACAACUGUUGUUACAACUAUUACCUACGUUGAACCAAAUAAGGUUGAGCCUGCUAAGACCAAACUUCAAGACAAUAUUUUCCUCAGUUCAAUCCAUGCAUCCAGCUACUCUCUCCCUAAAGCCGUUUACCCAAUUGUCACCUCUCUUAGUGAAGCUGCUGGAACCCCUUCAACUUCACCUAGCUCUACUUUAGUAUCUUCUCCCUCUGAUACUAGCGUCUACACUACCCCAGUCUUUGCGCUUGCCAAUCCUACUGCCACCUCACAAGAUUCUUCAACAGCGAGUUUUAUCCCUCAAGUUACUAGCAGUGCUGUCGUUAGCUCAGAGAUCUCUAGCUCUGUUGUCUCCAGCAUUGCACCUUCUAGCUCUGUAAUUGCAACUUCUGUUGCAUUUUCCCCCGUUGUCUCCAGUUCUGUUGAAUCAACUAGUGUUGUUGCCUCUUCAGUGUCUUACAGCUCCCCAGCUGCCAGCUCUGUAGUUGCAACUUCUGUUUCAACCAGUCCUGUCGUCUCUAGCUCUGCUACCGUCCUUUCUCAGUCCGGACAAGCAAGCUCCAGCAGCGAGCAACCAGCCCAAUCUACUUCCCUUAGUCCUGCUCUUUCGUCUCUUGUCCCCGGUGGAUACUUUUCAAAUCAGGACAUCUUCCAGUCUAUUUCAGUCAACUCUCCUCCCUCCGUUUUUGCUCGAAACAAAUUGACCUCUGUCACUCUCCCUGGCGGAGUUGAUAGCUCUGGUCCUAUCCACACAAACAAGUUCUAUUCAAAUAUGAUUAUUGAUGAUCAGACCCAGCCAGUCUACUGUUUACCAUACAAGGUUUCUUAUACCAAAAACACUGAUUUCCAAGGUCUUGCUGUUUCUUAUACCAGCUCUAGUCAAAGAGUAUUUGGUCCUACUAACUCAAAGACUAAUGCUGCUGAGUACUUUGUCAAUCCUGUCGGUUACAACUCAUUUGUCAUCGGAGCUAGCCAGUUCACCAAGGACAAUAUGUCACUCAAGGUUACCAACAUGGAUACGCUUUCUGCUCUCUCCAGUAUUGUCAGUGGUAACGGCAAGAUUGAUUUCCCUCUUGCUCAAGGAAUGGGUUUUGUCACGGCUAUUUAUAAUGGUCAACUUACACCCAAGAUUCAAAGUCCUCUUGGCAUCAAGACAGUUGCCAAGCUAAAACACAGCGUUCGCGAUGACAUGAAAAAGUAUAAGGUUAUUUUGGGUAACGAUGCUACCUGGGUCAUUUAUGUUACUCUUCCUAAUUCUAGUAGCACUUUUGACUUCACUGUUGAUGGGAACACCAAUAGCAUUAUCGGUACCAAUAACGAUGCUGUUACCAUUCAGAUUGCCAACGAACCUAAUCCAAACACAGACAAAACUGUUUAUGAUGCUGCUGCCGGCAAGUACAUCACUGGUGCUUCUCUUUACGGAUCUUUAGUUAGCGACAACGUUGCCAACCACGGUAUCAACUAUGUUUCUGAAGGAAAAUCUACUAGCGGUUAUCCUCUUGUCUUUGCUCUUCCUCACCAUGUUCAAGGAUUUGUUUCUUCCAUGGCUAGCAAGACGGCCAAUAUCAGCAUUGAUUCCACCACCAAGGGUUCAAUGACUGGGUAUUUGACUAACUCUUUUGAUUUCACCGAUACUCUUCCUCGUCAAGUUAUGUUCCUUCCCUGGACCCAAUCUUCUGCUUUUGGAAAGGGUCUUUCUUAUUCUGCCAAUUCUCUCCGUCUUAUCGCUGCUGCUGCAAAUGCAGAGCUCAAGCAAGAUAUGGCUGCUCAGAUUAUGGGUGAUUCAACUUACUUCAAUGGCAAGGGUUUGGACAAGUUUGCAUAUAUUCUUCUUGUUGUUCAUGAGAUUCUUCAGGAUCAGAAUGCUACCAAAGUUACACUUGAUAGAAUGAAGGGAAUGUUUAGCAACUUUACCAAUAACAAGCAAAUGUACCCUCUGUUCUAUGACACAUUGUACCAUGGUAUCACUUCUUCUGCUUCUCUUAAAAACAAUGAUAAUAAUGCUGAUUUUGGUUCUCCACUUUACAGUGACCAUCACUUCCACUAUGGCUACUUUAUUCACGCUGCUGCUGUUGUUGGAUACGUUGACAAGUACUUUGGUGGUAACUGGGCCAAUGAAAAUAAAGAUUGGGUCAAUUCUCUUAUCCGUGAUGUUGCUAAUCCUUCUAAAAGUGAUUCAUACUUUCCUGUUUCCCGAUACUUUGAUUGGUAUAGUGGUCACUCUUGGGCCAAGGGUUUGUUUGCAAGUGCCGAUGGUAAAGAUCAGGAGUCUAGUUCUGAAGAUUAUAACUUUGCUUACGGCAUGAAGCUUUGGGGUAGAGUUAUUAAUGAUCAGUCAAUGGAGGCUCGUGGUGACUUGAUGCUUGCUGUUAUGAAACGUUCUAUGGGCGAUUACUAUUUGAUGCAAAAUGAUAAUUCUGUUCAGCCCGGUACCUUUAUUGGCAAUAAGAUUCCUGGUAUUACUUUUGAGAACAAGCUUCAUCACACUACUUACUUUGGUGGGAACUUGGAAUACAUUCAGGGUAUCCAUAUGCUUCCUAUUACUCCUAUUUCUUCCUACUUCCGUACUCCCACGUUUGUUCAGCAAGAGUGGGAUCAAUUGUUGAGUAGUGUUGUGCCUUCCCUCAAUUCUGGUUGGUUAGGUAUUUUGAGACUUAACCAGGCUUUGUUUGACCCAAAAUCUGCCUACAACUUUUUUUCAGACAAUAACUUCCAAACGUCUAAUCUUGAUGGAGGUGCUAGUUUGACUUGGUGCUUAGCGUUCACUGCUGGUGUUGGUGGCUCGCAAGCAUAA